AUGCUAGCUUGCCGCUCCUGCGGGACUACUGACUCCCUGGAUCUGUACGACGUCCCUGUCAAGGAAUGCCGGUUGUCUGAAGGCCAAAAAUGCGAGUCGUGUCUCGCCAUCGAACAACUUGACGUGGAGAUUGAGGUGGUCAAGGCGGCCCUAGCCAAAUUUUUGGAGAAAAGACGCACUUUGAAGUCCGAGCGAAAUGACAGGCAUGAUUCCCUCACUCAACUUCCUCCGGAACUCUACUCCCGCAUAUUCAUCGAAUGCUUGCCUCAGGAGUCAUAUCCAUUUCCUCGUUGGGAACGUCCUCGUCGUCAGGAAUGGUUACCUGUGCCCAUGCUCCUUUCUUCAGUGUCAAGAAGAUGGCGCACCAUCGCCCACUUUACGCCUCAACUUUGGAGCUUUAUCAAGGUCAGGCUCGACUAUCCGGAUUUUCUGCAGUCGGCCAAAUUGAUGCGCGAGUGGUUGACACGCUCCGGCGAUCUACUGGUUUCCAUCGACCUCUACCUCGAGAGGAGAUCCCGAGGAGACGAAUACGAACGCCUCCCAGAUAAUUCAACGAUUUAUCCCAUCGUUGGGGCAUUCUAG
Messenger RNA from Cyclocybe aegerita, 582 nucleotides. The record is from the annotation of a GenBank genome assembly. Lineage: Eukaryota; Fungi; Basidiomycota; Agaricomycetes; Agaricales; Hemipholiotaceae.